AUGACCAUGGGGGAGUUGAAUGAGGACCGGAAAGGUGUCUAUCCUCUUUUUCAGAAAGUCUUAAAGGCAGCCGAAACCAAAUCAGACGAAGUCGACGUCCAGACCCCUCCACAAAUUUCGGAGCUUCCAUCGAGUGCGAAUACCAAGAAGGCAUCUAGUCAGAAGGGUAGGAAACCAAAGCAGGCGGCACCAUCCAAAAAUGGUGGUUCCAUGCCUACUAUGCCCCAAGAGCUUCAAAAUGCCCGGGCAGAACUACUGGAGGUUGACCUAAAUGACGGCAGAAAAAAACGAAGAAAGACAGCGUCGCCUGUGGAUGAGGCGCGAUUUGGAGUGGUUGGGGAUAAUAGCAUUUCAGGCAUUUCAGGGACGAAACACCCCCAAGGGGGGCAAGGGGAAACGCUCCUGGAGGCAAAUGAGAUAGCUGCAGCAACUGAGAGGUCCAAAGUACCAGACAGCCCGCUCAAUCUAGAAAUAGAUUCAAGGCAGAAUAGUGGCGAAGGUUCAACAACGAAUCAUUCGCAAUCAUUAAUAAAGCCACCAACUCAGAGUCAACAGCCAGCUCCACCACCAUCCGUCGAUUCAGGGAACAGUGAACCUCCAGGAACCGCCCACUUACCGGCUACGACUCCUCCCACACCCGAAUCCAAUUCCACAGAUCGACCCUUGGAAAUCAACUCUACAAAGAUAAAUUCUAUCGAAAACAAACCCAAAAAGAUUCUCCGAUGGAACCCAAAAACUGGAACUAUUGGAUCACCCCCACCAAAGAAAUCAUUACCACCUAUUGAAUCGACUUGCAAAACGUCUACCCCAACCGCUGCGGGGCGACGCAAGUCCAGAAUCGUGACCAUCCGCUAUGGCCACGGUUACCGCCUCUCCGUAGGAGUUGGUCUCAGAAUAAAUCAAAUCUUAACCGGUUCGAAACCCGUUUCUCCUUUUCCUGAAAAUCCAGCUACUAUUCCUACCGAUAUUACUCCCGGCCCAGUCAAUGGCCCCGAUCCAGCUCCACCAAAGAAGCCAAAAGCAAUUCAUCCCUUAUUCAUGGGUAAAGCCGCUUCAAAGUCCUCAAAUCUAAAAGACAUCAUUACCACACGAUCCAAAUCCACAGAGGUCACCAGUCCACAGAGAUCUAAAUUUGUGGGAAGGACUAAGUUACAAUCACAGGAGGGGCUGCGACCUCUAUGUACGCCAUCUGAAUUAGCCUUUUCCGGGUUUGGAAAAUCUAAUGGAAUCCUCAAGUUUCCUGGCGCAGUCGAACCAGCUUGGCCCUGGAAGGGCAUGGUCCAUGUUCGUGGGGAUGAAAGCCCCUUCAACCCUAUGCCACCCAAUUCCAGCGACAUGUUACAGCUUCAAUUACGACCUAAGAAGUCGAAAUAUCAAGCUGUUGAGGUUCUAGAACAUGAGGAUGUUAUUGCGGUACUAUCAAAGACUUUAAAUAUCAAUGAUGUCCUCGGGAACAUUCGAAAACUCAAUCCCGAUGAGUUCCCCCCAAGUCCCGCAUGCCUUCGGGUCCCGACCAGGCACUACGAAGGUGGAAGUGCUCUCCAGAGGCGGGUCCGAAAAGAACUCCGCGCAAGAAUCCCCAUUCCCAAACCGGCACAGGACAGUUCAAGCGAGGAAGAACUUCAGCAGAAUGGCGCGACUCAGACGCAAACCCACCCAGCGUUAACCAAGAUUUAUAACUUAAUCGCCACUUCGCUGUCUGCGUUCGACCAGGGACAAUGCGAAACACAGACUUGGACACAAAAGUAUUCCCCUAAUUGUGCGCCGGAGGUCCUACAGAGUGGACGAGAAGCUUUGAUCCUGAAAGACUGGUUGCAAACCUUAACUGUGAAAUCUGUGGAAACGGGAGCUGGAGAUAAAUCCAGAAGUCGUGGUUCAUCCGUUUCGAAGGUUGGACUGAAGCUUGACAAUAAAAAGAGAAAAAGAAAGACCAAAAAGCUUGACGGUUUUGUGGUUUCAAGUGAUGAGGAAGACGAUGACAUGGAUGAGCUCACAGAUGCCGAAGACGAUGUCUCGAGUCUUGGUGGUUCCUCCUUACUUAAGAAAACGGUUAUCAGAGCCGGCGACACAGCUCACAGGGGGAAUAAAGAGCCCCCGAGAUUGAUAAAUGCUGUCGUCGUUAGCGGGCCCCAUGGCUGUGGAAAGUCUGCUUCUAUUUAUGCUGUGGCAAAAGAAUUAGGGUUUGAGAUUUUCGAGAUCAAUUCAGGUAGCCGGCGCAGUGGGAAGGAUAUUCUUGAAAAGGUUGGCGAUAUGACACGCAAUCACCUCGUCCAACAGUCGCAUAGCGAAGUUUCAGUUGACGAUGAGAAUGAGAAUGAACAGGUCGACGAAGCCCUUGCCAGGGAUCUAAAGACUGGCCGACAAGGAACAAUGAAUUCAUUUUUUAAGCCGAAACAGCCCACCAAUUCAAAAACAACAACCCCCAAGCGGACGCAACCCAGUGGGAAGACCAACGGCAAAAGGGAGGAUGUCAUUCCAAAGGCGCCAGCAAAGCAGCAAAAGCAGUCUUUAAUUUUAAUCGAGGAAGCGGAUAUUAUCUUCGAAGAAGACAAGCAAUUUUGGGCGACCAUUUUGUCGCUAGUAGCUCAGUCGAAGCGGCCAAUUAUCAUCACAUGCAAUGAUGAAUCUACCAUACCGCUAUCCUCUUUGUCAUUGCACGCAAUAAUCCGUUUCAACCCUCCCCCUGUUGACCUUGCCGUGGACUACAUGCUGUUGGUUGCUGCCUGUGAAGGCCAUAUUAUUCAACGUAAUGCCGUCACGACUCUGUACGAAAGUCGGAAUCUAGAUCUCCGUGCUUCAUUGAUGGAGUUGAAUCUAUGGUGUCAAUUUGCUGUAGGCGACUGUAAGAGCGGACUGGACUGGUUCUUACCCCGCUGGCCCAAAGGGAACGACAUCAAUGAAGACGGAGAAACCAUUCGUGUUGUUAGCGAAGGGACGUAUGAGACUGGUAUGGGGUGGCUGUCUCAAGAUAACCUUGAAAGCCACGCACACUAUCUCGAUAUUGAAGAGGAGAUGCUCCAUGAAGCCUGGGAUGGGUGGCACCUAGACGCUGGCGACUGGCAGAAAACGAUCCCUGUGGAGUCAUGGGCAGCCAAAACCCAGGAAAUCUCGAAUGAUAAAAGGGAUGAGCGAGCUGCUCUAGAAAUCUACGAUGAAUUCACAGAUGCUAUUAGUGCUGCAGAUCUAUGUUCUGGGAGUGCCUUUGCACCACACUAUCAGAUGCCCAUCGAUGCGACAUUACCCACCUUAUCAACUAAGUUACGAGAGGAUUAUGUUCUCGCUCAUGACCUACUAGAGGCCUCGCCUCUAGUGGACUUCAAACCAGUUACCAAAGAGAUCGCUCUGUGGAUGAAAUCGAGGGCCAGGAAAUACAUGCAGGUCGAUCAGCAUGUCCGUCAUUCUUUAGAGGUUCCCGCCGAGCUGGAUUCGCCAAGUGAAGGCCGUUUAAUCCAGCUUAUAGCAAAACAGGUUUGCAAACCCGAGUCGAGGAUUUGCCGGCGUGACUUUAGCUUAGCAUUCGACCCCAUAUCUGAGCCAGAAAAACCAUCUCUUUCCAGUACAAGCUCUCUGGAAGCAUCAUCCUUUGAUCGGACAAUUACCAUGAUAUCGACGGACUUAGCUCCAUAUGUCCGAUCAAUUGUAUUGUACGACGCUCGUCUACAGCAAGAUCGUGCACGGAUGAGCAACCUACUAAGCGAGGGUGGGAGAAAAGGAAAACGGAUGAGAACAACCCGAGCUGCCAUAUCCGCCCUCGAAGGCGGUGCGAGGAGCACAACUCGGAGGGAUAGAUACUUUGGUUCGAAGUUAAAUCCUCACUUUGUUCUCAAAACUGGCGGGGAAAAUUGGCCGGACGCUGCUUUGGCUGACGAAAAGCCCAAACGACGAGAUGGAAGCCCAAGUAAAGGAAGCGGGGGGUGCCUUGGAAGUGAGCAAAGUAGCAACGAAUAUGAUGAGCUAGGUCAGGAGGACGACAUUAGUACAGAUCAGAAAUCGGGCCAAGGAGUUUAG
Molecule: messenger RNA, 4008 nt
Organism: Venustampulla echinocandica
Lineage: Eukaryota; Fungi; Ascomycota; Leotiomycetes; Helotiales; Pleuroascaceae
Exons: 3
Coding region: 1-4008 (1335 amino acids)
Cellular component (GO): nucleus
Molecular function (GO): ATP hydrolysis activity; DNA binding; ATP binding
Source: RefSeq, a predicted model, not a curated record